This is a messenger RNA of Dermochelys coriacea (leatherback sea turtle), 2345 nucleotides long. RefSeq names its product zinc finger protein RFP-like. The record is from RefSeq and is a predicted model, not a curated record. The transcript has 7 exons. Gene Ontology annotation, molecular function: zinc ion binding; protein binding. NCBI's taxonomy places the organism in Eukaryota, Metazoa, Chordata, Testudines, Dermochelyidae. Bases 74 to 1534 code for a protein of 486 amino acids.
GGUGCUGCAAGCAGGGUGGAUUUCUGAGCUCAGGAAAGUGAAACUAACCCAGUAACAGUGUCCAGAGGGAGCCAUGGCCGCAGAGAACCCUGUGGACCGUCUCCAGGAUGAAGCUAGCUGCCCUAUCUGUGGGAAGUAUUUUAAAGACCCAGUGGUUAUAGACUGUGGGCACAGUUUCUGCCGAGCCUGCAUCAGCCAGUGCUGGGAGGGUCUGGAUACAAGCUUCUCCUGUCCUCAGUGCAGAGAAACCAUUCAGCAGAGAAACCUGAGGCCGAACCGGCCCCUGGCGAAUGUCCUAGAACUAGCCAAACGGCUGAGUCUACAGGCGAUGAAGGUUGCAGGAGGGGAGAGAGCGUGUGGUGAGCACCGGGAGCCUCUCAAACUGUUCUGUGAAGAGGACCAAACCCCGAUCUGCGUGGUGUGUGACAGAUCCCGGGCUCACAGAGUUCACACGGUAGUUCCCAUAGAGGAGGCUGCCCAAGAGUACAAGGGAAAGAUUCGGGCCCAUUUGGAGACUCUGAGGGAAGAGAGAGAGAAGCUGCUGGGAUUUAAAAUGACUGGCGAGGGGAAAAGCCAGGAGUACCUGCUACAGACACAAACCGAGAGGCAGAAGAUUGUGGCUGAAUUUCAGCAACUGAGGAAGUUCCUGGAGGAACAAGAGCGACGUCUGCUGGCCCAGCUGGAAAACCUGGAAAAGGAGAUUGGGAAGAUACAGAAUGAAAAUAUCACUAAACUCUCUGAGGGGAUUUCCUGUCUCAGUGAUCUGAUUAUUGAGAUGGAGGGGAAGUGUCAGAAGCCAGCGAGUGAAUUCCUGCAGGAUGUCAGACGCACCUUGAGCAGGUGUGAGAUUGGGAAGUUCCAGAAGCCAGUGGAGCUUUCUGCUGAGCUGGAAAAGAGAUUCAGCGAUUUCUCCCAGAAAAAUGUUGCUCUACCUGAGACUAUGAAGAAGUUCAAAGACAUGCUGCGCUCUGAACUGGAGGUAAAAAGAGGGAAACCCCUGGGAUCAGACAGACCAGCGAAUGUGACUCUGGAUCCAGAUACGGCUCAUCCCGAACUCGUCCUGUCUGAGGAUCGGAAAAGUGUGAGAUGGGGAGACACGUGGCAGGAUCUGCCCGACAAUCCUGAGAGAUUUGACACUGAUCCCUGUGUGCUGGGCUAUGAAGGAUUCACCUCAGGGAUACAUUCCUGGGAGGUGGAGGUGGGGGAUGGAUUGUUCUGGGCUGUGGGGGUGGCCAGAGAGUCUGUGAAGAGGAAGGAAGGGAUCAGUUAUAACCCGGAGGGUGGGAUCUGGGCAGUGGAGCAGUGUUGGUGGGGUCAGUACCAGGCUCUCACCUCCCCUGUGACCCCCCUGCCCCUGAGCUGGGUCCCCAGGAGGAUCCGGGUGUCACUGGACUAUGAACGUGGGCAGGUGACAUUUUUUGAUGCUGAUAACGAGACUCCGAUCUUUACUUUCCCACCAGCAUCUUUCAAUGGGGAGAGAAUCCGCCCCUGGCUCUCCGUGGGGUUGGAAACCCAGUUCAGGCUGUGUCCCUGAGACAUAGGGGGAAUAGUCCAGGGUGUAUACUGAAAUCAGCCUCUCUAGCCUCACACAUACUAGUCUCCAUGACCCUGGAGGCCACCAGUCUUCCUGAAGGCUUCUGGGGUUUCAGGUCCGGACUGUCAAACCACAGAGAUCAGGGAGUGCUGGAAGCAGAAAAAUCAAUCUCAUUGCCCCAUGGAUUGUACUGCCUGUUUGUCACUGUCCUCUGUGGUCCAGGAGGACUCUGGGGAUCCUGGGUCACUGAGAUAUUGGGGGAGUGGCCCUCUGGGAAUUAAAAAAAAAUAAAAUAAAGGGCUUCUCUAGCCACCAUCAUCCUAGUAUCUAUGACCCUGGAGGACUCUCAGUUGUCUAGCUGCCUGACUCAUCUUUAAAAAGAAAAGGAGUACCCGUGGCACCUUAGAGACUAACAAAUUUAUUAGAGCAUAAGCUUUCGUGAGCUACAUGCAUCCGAUGAAGUGAGCUGUAGCUCACGAAAGCUUAUGCUCUAAUAAAUUUGUUAGUCUCUAAGGUGCCACAAGUACUCCUUUUCUUUUUGAUCUUAAACCGGUGUCUAUUAUGGACAAUGAUUUGCCCGGGGAGGGUUUCUCCAAAUGCAUCCGAUGAAGUGAGCUGUAGCUCACGAAAGCUUAUGCUCUAAUAAAUUUGUUAGUCUCUAAGGUGCCACAAGUACUCCUUUUCUUUUUGAUCUUAAACCGGUGUCUAUUAUGGACAAUGAUUUGCCCGGGGAGGGUUUCUCCAAAUGCAUCCGAUGAAGUGAGCUGUAGCUCACGAAAGCUUAUGCUCUAAUAAAUUUGUUAGUCUCUAA